Soboliphyme baturini is the source of this 432-nucleotide messenger RNA. The record is from the annotation of a GenBank genome assembly. Lineage: Eukaryota; Metazoa; Nematoda; Enoplea; Dioctophymatida; Soboliphymatidae.
AUGAUUGCCAGCGGAAGGAAAACCGUCGGCAGCAGCGAUGAAGCAACUGACAAAUGGAGCUCGGAGAAAACCGAUGCAAGGAACAAGGAGAAAAAUGAUGCUGCUGUCAGAGAAAUAAAAUAUUUGAGUUCGCGGGACGAUGCCCAUCGCGACAACGAUAUGCAAGAAAUGUCGUUUAAGAAGCAGUGCAUAGUGAAUGCUGCUAAAAGACUGAAAAAAGAUGCUCACGCAUCACUGAUUGAUGUUUUGAUCAGGAAGUCAUUAAUCGAGGCAAGUGAUUUGCUAAAAAAUUCGAUUAGCAGAAGUGAGUUACAGUCCUGCGACGCUUACACUUGGCCCGACAUGCCUGAAGGAUAUGUACGUCGUAUGGCAGAAUUCAUUGAAGGCGGAACUAUUGUCAAUUCAACUGAAGCUUCGUCAUGGACGUCGUAA